CUUCCCCCCCGGUGACCCCUGACCCUUCCCCGCCCCCUCCCCACCUCUCCUUCCUCCCACGUGCCCGCCCCGUCUGGCAGCGAUGAGCGAGCUCCGCACCAGCGAGCCUCCUUCGGCCAGCCAGGCUUCCGGCCCCGAGGCCAAGGGCAAAGCCGGGGACGCCAAGAAGGCCGAGGAGGAGGAGAUCGACAUCGACCUGACGGCGCCGGAGACGGAGAAGGCGGCCCUCGCCAUCCAGGGCAAGUUCCGGCGCUUCCAGAAACGGAAAAAGGACCCCAGCUCCUGAGCGGCCCCUUACCCCCGCCCCCCCCCGCCCCCUCCCCGGCCCCUUCUCCCACGGCCCCCUACACCCCCGGCUCCUCCGACUCCCCGAACGCCACGCGCUCCCGAGCCCGUCUCCCAUCCCCGGCCUCCGGCGCGCGUCGGGGCCCGGGAGCCCGGUCGCAACCAGGCCGGGGGCGGCGAGGGGAGCGUCCGUCUCCUCGCGGACUGAUGGGGCGCCGGGCCGCCCCGCCCGGCGCCCGCGGCCUCCUGGCGGGGACCGGGCGCCGCUGAGAUCGGGCAGGUGGGAAGGGCGAGCGGGGCGGUCCGUGGGCUAGGGGGCUCCGGGGGCAGGGCGAUGGAUGCUGCGAUUACGCUUCAGGUGAUCUAUUUAUUCCCCCUCACCACUUCCUCCACUGCCCACUCCCCCAACGAGCCGAGCCGAGGGGGGGCUGAAGGAACCUCUUCCCCCCGCUGCCCCUCUCACCCACCCCUCCUCUCUCGUCCACCCCACCUAAGCAGCUUUCCGCGUCAGUGCACGAUGGGUAGAUUAGAGAGGCCGGAAGCGGGGCCGGGCCCAGGCCCGAGGGGGGCGACUCGAUGGGGGUGGGGAGGCCCUGGGUGAGGAGGGGGCGGGGGCGGGAGGGAGAAUCAGGCCCGAGGCCGGGCAGCUGGCAGGGGCAAUUUCUCGGGACCACCGGGCCGCCUCCCCCGACCCCCAUCCCCCACCUCCCGCACUCCCCGCCGACCCCUCGCGGGCCCUCCAAGCCCGGAUCCGCGGUCCGGUCACGUCCUGCCGCCUGCGGCGUCCGCCGUGGAGCCCCUCGCCGCCCUUCUCCGCCCGCUCCCCAAGUCCAACGCGGGGCAGCCCCUCCACCAUUUUAGCAUGUUUAUAACUAAUUAAAAAAUCUCAAAUCGGG
Ornithorhynchus anatinus (platypus) is the source of this 1181-nucleotide messenger RNA. It is a transcript of the gene PCP4L1, whose product is annotated as Purkinje cell protein 4 like 1. NCBI's taxonomy places the organism in Eukaryota, Metazoa, Chordata, Mammalia, Monotremata, Ornithorhynchidae. The record is from RefSeq and is a predicted model, not a curated record. Bases 83 to 286 code for a protein of 67 amino acids. The transcript is spliced from 3 exons.